This is a messenger RNA of Trichoderma gamsii, 1545 nucleotides long. RefSeq lists its product as hypothetical. The coding region runs from base 1 to 1545 and encodes 514 amino acids. The transcript has 6 exons. The record is from RefSeq and is a predicted model, not a curated record. NCBI's taxonomy places the organism in Eukaryota, Fungi, Ascomycota, Sordariomycetes, Hypocreales, Hypocreaceae.
AUGACUUGUUCCAAGGCUCCCAGUGACCUCAUCUACGUUGGUCGCUUUCUCCAAGCCCACGUCAAGGAUCUCUUUGGUAGCCGAAAAGAUGUUCGGGUCUACCAGCAGUGCCAGGCCAUAGCACGAAAGGCAAGCAGAAGGCAACCUUUCGGCAGCGAGACAUCCAGGCCCGCAGCAACUUCUCUAUUUAAGUUGGCAUUGGCGCAGCUAGUUGCUGGUCCAUUACUUCCAAGCACCUCGCCCAUGCCUGUUAUGCGCCCCGGGGUCGCUGUUGUUCAUCGCGAGGCUGCCAUCACCUUCCCGGGCGCCAUGUGGCACGAAAAAGACUUUGUCGAUACGACUGCGGAGACACUUCCUGAUGGUGAUGCCAAAGAGCCCACUUUUCAGUGUAAAACCCCUGUUUGGCGGUAUAGAGGCCGCUGUAUCGUAAAGCGCGGUUAUUGUGGCCAUGGAUACCUGGAGCACGAGAAAGACCUCCUGAGCCUGGCCACUCCAGAGGGUGACGUUAUUACGUGGCUGGAGACCUUGGUGGAAUAUGCCGGAUUUUAUUUCCGUAAGCAGGUCACUGCUGCGGCCAAGCCUCCGUCCGGGAUAGAAGAUCACAUUCCAGUAUCCUCAAAAUUCAAAAGCAGAUAUGCUGGAGAAGCAGAACGUGUGGACUGGACUCCCGAGCUGAUAGACGGCAUCAUCUCCUUAGGUGAAUUUGAGCAAGUGGGAUCUGAAGAGGAAGGCACUCUUCAAUUCUAUUCAACCCCAGACGCCGAAGAACUCGCACGCAAGCGCGAGCAGCAUCAGAGGAAACCUAUUAGUGCCGAUUCCCUACGGCCGGAGAGCUUGAUCAGGGAGCUCAUGUUCAGCCUGCAAAAUGAAUCUUUUAAACUUCAAUUUUUCCUACUUGCUGUUACAUCGCUUAUGCUGGCAGCUACUGAGGCAAAGCGUGAAAACCAGCUACCCUUUUUGGUUGGAUAUAUUCUUGGAGCUGCUGUUGGCAUGGAUGAUGAGCUGAUGAAAGCUGCAGCGAAUAGUAUGAAUGAGAUAAAUGGGUUUUUUGAUGCAGCAGACCUACAGCUUGGGCUUGGGUUUAACUCAGAUAUGAUUUCGAACUCGGGAGGAUUUAUAACUGCUGAAGACGGAACUGUUGGUCGCAGCUCGACAAGUGCCCUUACCGAGACAAAUGUCGCCAUAUGGUCGCCAGCCCACCCAAGAGCUUUCGACAAAGCUCGUAAAGCUACCAUUUCCACUCGCAUAGGAACUAUGCACUCGCACUCAGAGGUUAAGGCGGCACUCGAGGCAACCAAAGAUGUUGACCAGACGUUCUGCCUAUCGGUCAACAACGUUAUGCUCGUCUUCUCUGCCUCUCAGGAUGAGCACACUUUGCACUGUCACAAGGUUCUCCAAAUGCUAGAAGGCUGUUCGAUGCGUAUAAAUGUCAAUGACUGUGUUUUCGAUUCUAAAAACAGCAUCGACGCAGGCAUUCAAUUGGAGCAAGUCGGAAAUCACAAGGUCUACUUGGUUAUAAACAAGGGCGUGCAAGGGAGUUCGUAA